CUGGUCACGAUGGGAAGCAAAGGAGGGUUCGUCCCGCUUGGGCUCCUGUUCAUCCUGGCUGUCCUCUGCCAUGUAGGUCACAGCCUGGAGUGCUACAGCAGUAUUAACCCAGCUAAUGGCUGCACUACGGUCGUCAGUUGUUCACAUAAUCAAGAUACUUGUUUCAUCGUUAAAGCCAUGCCACCAAAAACUUACUAGUGUUGGAUGUUUGACCGCUGCAGUUUGGAAGCCAUUGCAAAAGGCUUAGGGGAGAAGGAGCUUCAGUACCGCUGCUGCCAGGAGAACCUGUGUAACAAAAGUGAUGGGACGAGUAUAUCAGGGAAAACAGCUCUGCUGGGCAUCCUGCUGCUGGUGGCAGUCUGGCACUUUUGUCUCUAA
This is a messenger RNA of Aethalodelphis obliquidens (Pacific white-sided dolphin), 378 nucleotides long. It is a transcript of the gene CD59, whose product is annotated as CD59 molecule (CD59 blood group). Gene Ontology annotation, biological process: negative regulation of activation of membrane attack complex. Gene Ontology annotation, molecular function: complement binding. Lineage: Eukaryota; Metazoa; Chordata; Mammalia; Artiodactyla; Delphinidae. Gene Ontology annotation, cellular component: plasma membrane. The record is from RefSeq and is a predicted model, not a curated record.